GCAUCAUCGAAAAGCAAAAGACAGUGCGGUAUUUCGUGAGUCCCCAGUUACUGAGUGAGCGCCGCGUAGUGUGGACGGACUGACUUUGGAAAUUUACUCUAUUUUGACAGAAAUGUCUCGAAGGACCACCAAGCGACAUCUGACGGAGGCGGACGAGUAUAAAUGCCCGCUGUCAGCUGAAACGGCGGCGAUUGCUGAAGAGGAACUGAGGGAGACGGAGAAUGCCAGAUCCCAGGCGUUAGAAGCGCUGAGGAUCUGGCUGGAGCAGAGCCCCAAGUUCAUGGCUGUGAGAAUGGACUCAAACUUUUUGCUCCGGUUCCUGCGCACCAAGAAGUUCAGUGUCCCAAUGGCCCAAGAGGCAAUAGAGCGGUACAUGCUGCUUAGACAGUCUUGGGGCAUUGCCUUCAAUCAGCUCGACUACAAACUACCUGUUAUCAUGGAGAUCCUUGAUUUAGGGUAUAUUUUUGUGAGUCCCUUCAGAGACGCGAAGGGCCGUCGCGUUGUGAUAUACAGGCCUGGUGUGUUCGACCCGUACAAAUACACGAACCAAGAUAUGUGUCGGGUGAUGGCGAUCGUGUAUGAGACCCUUAUGGAGGACGAGGAAGUCCAGGUGCGGGGAUUGGUGCAUUAUGCUGACGGUUCAGGAGUCAGCUUCCCGCAUAUGACACUCUUCACGCCGAAGGAAGCUGUGAGGAUUGUGAAGAAUGGAGAGCGCACCAUCCCCCUAAGACACAAGGAAAUCUACGGCGUGCACGUGCAUCCAACGAUCAAGUUUGCCCUCGAUUUCGGCAUGGGUCUAAUAUCGGAGAAGAUCCGGAAGCGAGUCAAACUAUACACAGCCGUGGACGACGUGGAGAUAGAUAAGAGCGUGCUCCCACAGGAAUACGGUGGCAAAAUGCCCAUGAAGGAGAUGAUUGAACUCUGGAAAGAGGAGAUGGAAGCGAAACGCGACACUCUCCUCAUGAACGACAAGAUGGCCGUCCGUUUAGAGUUGUAUAGCGAAGCGGCGCGAGAGGGCGCUAUAUCCGCGUUACGUGCAGGCGCGAAUACGUGCGCGGGCGCAGACGCCGUUGGCGACGCCAUGAGAGGACUCACGGGCAACUUCAGAAAACUAGAAGUAGAUUAAGUGGUAAUUACACCAACGCCUGUUGUUAAAGCUACGCGUCUACUGUAUUGGAAUCAGGACUCACAUUUGCCAUUUUGUAAUUAAUAUACUCUGCGUACGGACGUGCAAUGCCGUAUUUACAAAAUGGCAAAUAUGCUAUUUUUGACGACGCACUGCACGCUUCACAACGACGAUGUGUGCAACGGAUGCUGACUUACCGUACAGUCUGACUCCGAUCCAGUGGACACGCAUAUUAAACAUCACCUUUAAGGUGAAACCGCACAAGCGAUACGACACUUCGCGACCAUAAAGUUAAUAUAAUGCUAAGUACUCACAUACCGUUUUGCUC
Molecule: messenger RNA, 1454 nt
Organism: Aricia agestis (brown argus)
Lineage: Eukaryota; Metazoa; Arthropoda; Insecta; Lepidoptera; Lycaenidae
Product: alpha-tocopherol transfer protein-like
Exons: 7
Coding region: 113-1126 (337 amino acids)
Cellular component (GO): membrane
Molecular function (GO): phosphatidylinositol bisphosphate binding
Source: RefSeq, a predicted model, not a curated record